AUGGCCUUGAUCGCGUCCUUGACCAACAAAAUGCUGCUGCUGCUCCUCGUCGCUGCCCUCAUGGCCGCGGUGGUGGUCGACUCCUCCAGGAUGAUCCAGCGUCUCGACGAUGUGGUUUUGCUCUCGCCACCAACGGGGCCUAAUCCGGGCGGGAACUCGAAGGAUCUGGACGAGGUGGCAAUGGAAUUCAUCUCUCCGCCAACCGGUCCCAGCCCUGGUGGUAACGGUGGAUCGCGGUUUGAGGUCUCGAAGCCCCGGACGCCAUCUCCUCCGGCCGGUCCGAGCCCAGUCCACAAUGGAGAGGGCCAGUUCGUCGUCUCCAAGCCCCGGACAACGCCAUCUCCUCCGGCCGGUCCGAGCCCAGUCCACAAUGGAGAGGGCCAGUUCGUCGUCUCCAAGCCCCGCACAACGCCAUCUCCUCCGGCCGGUCCGAGCCCAGUCCACAAUGGAGAGGGCCAGUUCGUCGUCUCCAAGCCGCGCACAACGCCAUCUCCUCCGGCCGGUCCCAGCCCCGUCCACGACGAGAUCGAUCUUCACUUGGUUCCAGCGGGUCCGAAUCCACUCCACAACUUUGGAACCGUGUUCCAUAGCGUUCCGGAGGGGCCAGAUCCAGUUGGAAACUAG
Molecule: messenger RNA, 624 nt
Organism: Selaginella moellendorffii
Lineage: Eukaryota; Viridiplantae; Streptophyta; Lycopodiopsida; Selaginellales; Selaginellaceae
Product: proline-rich protein 2
Exons: 1
Coding region: 1-624 (207 amino acids)
Source: RefSeq, a predicted model, not a curated record